Messenger RNA from Nothobranchius furzeri (turquoise killifish), 4815 nucleotides. Its product is annotated as un-named hu7912. Lineage: Eukaryota; Metazoa; Chordata; Actinopteri; Cyprinodontiformes; Nothobranchiidae. Gene Ontology annotation, biological process: cell-cell junction organization. The record is from RefSeq and is a predicted model, not a curated record. Gene Ontology annotation, cellular component: plasma membrane; apical junction complex.
CUGACAGACUGCCCUCGUAUCCCACACCAACUACCCCCUCCUCUCGCCUAAAAACACACACAACCACGCCUCCAGAGACGCGCACAAGCGCAAACUGAGACACACCUCCUCCUCCAUCACACACACAAACACACACACUCGCUCAGAAAAAGCCAUGAUCGGGAGUGAGAGCGCUGCUGAGGGAUUCAGAUAACAUCAUGAAAGGCGAGUGUUUUAUUCCGAAAGGCGCGCAGCAGGUGCAGUAGGACUGCGCCUCAUCGAAGGGAGAGCGCGCUGCAGCUUCACCAUGUCCAACGCAUCUGAGCAGCUCACUGCCGUGACGGCUGUGACUUUAAUUUACAAUAACUGGAGAGCCUUGGAGUUUCUGCAAGAUGACAAGGACACAUCCCCCUGAAACACUGGCGUCAACUCUGUACCAGGACAUUACAUCUAACCCCAUCACUAACGAAUCAGUUUCUCUCCGUUCCUCAAGGCAGUGUGACAUGAAAAUGAUCGACAAAUCAGAAAUCAUCAACAAAAGACACUGCCGUAGUUUUGACUUUAUUGAGUCGUUAGAUGAUCCACUUUCCUUUUCCUCCUCGAUGGAGUAUAAGUACAAGAGACCUGAGUUUCAGGCAUUAAGUAAAGAUCUCUGGAAUGGACUAGAUCAGCCAGGGCAUCUUCGGUUUUCAUCCCCUGAUCUAUUUAAUACAAAGCAGGUCCAGCAGCACACCACUCAAGACAAAACCAGCUAUCUUACGUGGUCAGAUUCCAAAACAAGAUCAAGAUAUUAUAGUGCUCCAAGAGUUAAAGCCACCCUCACACCUGUACCUAUCUCCGUGUCUCCACCAGUAGCUAGAAAAGGAAGAGAUGCACUUCAGGCUAACUCGGAUUCCUUAAAGAUGUCUGAAACACGAGAAUCAUCCAACAAGGCCUUCCUGAAUGAGGUGCAUCCAAUUAAACUUCAGCCUCACUCUCCCCUUUAUGUCUCAGACUGUUUUGAGGAGGAAAAACCAGAUAAACCUGCUAUAACACCUCAUGUUCGGUGCCGUGUGGACAUUAAACCGGAUGCCUCCGUACUGGAGCACACAUCGAGGCGAGUUUCUAGCACACAAUCUGACCAUCUUUGGCAAAGGUAUUCUCAGGCCAGUAGCAGGUCAGGUUUGUACAUACCACGACAAAUGGUCUCCUCACCAACACCCACUCCGAGCGAGUGCUACAGUGGAGAUUUUAGACAGGGAUAUCUUUACACCACCAGCAUGUCUCCGUUAUCUUACCAGCAUCUAGACAUGCGCAGGAUGUCAUCGCCAACAGCACCAUACUUGAAUCCAGAACAAAGAGCUUAUUCAAAUCCUAACAUACCAACCAAGUUUUUCUACACAGAAGAUGCUGCUCGGUAUCCGGUUCACCCUUAUUCCAGGGGAUACUUUCAGGAUGAUCAGUCCAGUCUCACAAGUUUUGGAAGUACGGCAACAAGUCAGUACGAUCCAAGGACUCGAUGGGUUCAUACACUUCCUGUGAGACCAUAUUACACAGACCACCUCAACAAUAGAGAUCCAGCUCAUUCUGUAUAUAGUCGACCCUACUCUACAAAUGAGGCAGGGUCAUAUUUUUCUCAGACUCCCUUUACUAGAGCUCACUAUGGGGAAGACGGUCACUUCAGUCCGUACCUUAUGAAUGGCCCAAGGUUGUUUUAUUCCAGACCAUUCAACUCUCCUGAGGAUCAGCACUAUCCAUCAAGGCCAUAUCACACAGAAGGUCGCCGACGCCCUCGAAUGUCUCAGGCCUUUUCAGAUGACUGGUAUCGUUCAAGUAUAUCUGGAUUCUCUAACCAGUCCUCUCAAACCACACCACCAAGGCUAAGACAAGACUCUUGUAUGUCCCCAUGGUUUACCAACAGCUAUACAGACUCACAUCAACUAGGAGCAGAUGUCAAAAACCACUCCAAGUCUUGGGACAAUAUUAUCCAUCCACUACAUGAAAGACAGCAAUUUGUGCCUCGUGGACAAAGUUAUGAGAAUCUGUUUCACCAAGCAAGGCAUGGGACAUCUGCUGAUGUUACAUCCAAGCCUGUUAUCCUUAACCUUUCAAGUUCACCAAGACGCUAUGCUGCUCUGUCCCUGUCAGAAAACUCAUUGGAAAGGAAUUCAAGCAAUCCUUGGAGGAAUUCCAAGAGUGGACAAUGGUUUGUUACUCCAGAGAUCACGAUAACAGACAAUGACAUAAGUGCAGGCAACAGCAGGCGUCGUGAUGUCCACUCUGUCACCUGGGAUUUUUCAGAUAGCAAGAAAGGACCAUCUCCAAGGGUGAAUCAGAAUCAGAAGAAGCAAUCCAGUUUGACGAACGUGACUAAAGAGAGAAAACACAACAACUUUUCUCUUCAGCAGAGUCUGGAGCAAUUGGAUGAACUUUUAGCUGAUCUGGUUGUUGACUACAAACCACCUAUUAGCAAAAAGUCAAGUGAAAAUCUUUUGGAUCAGCUGAAACAACUGGUCACAGAAGACAAUGGCAAAGACACAGAAUCUGCUGGACUUGAUCAAUGCCUCAACACACAGCUCCUAUCCUCUAAAUCCAGCCCAGAUACACUUAAAGAUCCCGAUAGUGGGUGUGAUGCUUUACAAAGGAGUGCAGAAGAAUGUUCUCCAGACCACAGCACUGAUGAAGAUGACACAAUGGUGUGUGCAAACAAGAAGUGUAACCAGACAGAGAGCAUGUUUAACGCUUGCUUGUACUUCAAAUCCUGUCACAGUUGUUACACCUUUUACUGCUCACGAAACUGUCGCAGGGAUGACUGGGAGACCCACAAGGGGACUUGUUUGUAUGGACGUGUCAGCAGUGUGUGUCGUCACACUCUCAAGUUCUGCAGAGAGAAUUCAGAUAUCCACAAAGCCUUCUCACGCAUCGCUAAAGCUGGCUACCUCUCCAGGGGAAGGGGCAUCCUUUUUUUGGGGUUUGCUAAUCCAGAAACCGCUGACAAAUUCCUGCAACUUGGGCUUCAAAGCCUCCUCAUGUCGCCCACAUACUUGUCUUUGAGAGAAGUGGAUGGCUUUAAGGACAACCUAGGUGAAUACUGCAAGGAAUUGCAGCAGGUAGGUGAUGAAUAUGACCCCAGUGAAUGUUUCCUUCUGAAUGUAUCUGUAGCUGUUGGUGAACUAGUGCCUAAUAGACCUUCCCCAAGGGUCCAAACACCAACAGUUAGAAAAUAUGCAAAGGUGUCCUUGGCCUCCUCAAGUCCUGACAAAAAAGUACUGAAGAAGGAGAGCGAAAUGGAAACUCUUAUUCUCACUCCGCCUCCAGGCACACCAGACAUUGACAAAGAGGGGGAGGAGGGAAGAAAAGCUAGGGAGGUUUGCUUUGUCAAUACCCAGCGUGAGCUCAGGACCAGGGGAGUCUUCCUUCGUCACGAGUACCCAAAAAUCUACAAUCAGCUGUGUGAGUUUGUGGAGAGCAACAAAAGGUUCACUCCUACUACGAUUUACCCGAUUGACAAGAGAACAGGGAAGCAGUUUAUGUGCAUGAUCAUGGCUGCAUCGGAGCCAAGGUCACUUGACUGGUUGGGUACGCCUCACCUUUUAGAUGACAUUAUAUAACAUAGCACUAAAUAUUAACGAUGUCAAGAAGAUUAUAUGUAAUUAGUGUAAUAACAUGUUGUGAUUUAGCAGACUGAAUGCUGAUUUAAAAAUGUGUAUAUACAUGACUUAUAUGUGUCUCCUUUUUCUUAGUGUUACCCCACAAAGCCCCUGAUUGCACUUUUCGAGGUUGACCUAUGUUGCUUUUGGCUUGUUUUGAUUCUGGUGCACUCAGAAGGAUGAAUAGCCUGCAUGUUGACUAUAGGCUCAAACCCAGUUAUCCAGGUAUUUAUAGAUGUACAAAGACAAUAUCUGAAGCACACAUUCAGGGAGUGCACAGCUGACAGCUCCAUGUAUUUACUGACCCAGCCAGAUGCCAUGCUGUAAUGGCUGCUUAUAUUAUUUUUCAACAUUCAGAUGAGCAACUUACAUUAGAGCCUGUUUCAAUGGCUGUAAAAUUACAACUGUUUAUUUGCAUUUAUAAAGUAUUAUUUCAGUGCUAUACUGUAGUUGUGGAGCCAUUUUACUUGUUAUUUCAUAGAAAGAUACAAUCAAACCAUCUAGUUUGAACCCAAUUUUAGUACAGAUUUUAGUUGGAGCUUAUCCAAUUGAAUAAAAAGGCUUGAUGUCAUUCUUGUACAAAUAGCUUAGCUUGAAGUGGCCUUCAUAUGAAAACAAACAAAUGCAUUUGACACAAAGCAAUGUACGAGGAUAGCUAUUUCUAAAGUCAUGACAGUUUUAGAUGUAAGUUGUUUGAAACACCAUUGUAAAAAAACAAUUUAGCUCAGAGCAUGUUAUGUAUGGUUUUUGAAAUAUUGCUAUUGCUUAUAAUUCCAUUUAUUAUGUUUAAUUAAUAGCAUAUGAUGCUUAGAAAAAUAUGAGGUUUGAAGUAUGUAUUGAUCAUUUUAACAUCAUGCCCUAGAGAUCUUAUUGAAAUUAUUACAACAGUAUGUUCUUAAACCAUAUGCAAUGAAAGAGCAACCUUAACACCUAUAUUGUAAACUUAUGUUUUAUUAUAAGUGUUGAACAAUCCCUUUGAACUAAGAGCUGUUUGCACUGGACCAUACAUUUUAAAACAAGAAUGCUCUUAACACACCUGCAACACUGGACUUGGACAUGUCUGCUUUAAACGCCACUGUAAGCUAAUAGAAGGUUGCUCUUUCUCUUCGGUAUACAGCUAUCUUUGUGCAAGAUUUUCUUCAAGUUUCUAUUUUGUGAUGUUUCUAACCUACACUAAAUAAAACGAAAUAAAUGGAAUUUAACAGGU